AUGUCUUCUAUACUUUGCUCACAAGGCGUGGUCCUUGCCACGGCCAUGGCUGUUUCUGGCACUGUAAUUCUCCUUGCCUUUCGCCUUCAAAAAUCCACCCUUUCUUCUGGUCAAUUCUCUAUUGAUCAUCAUCAAAUUCGCCAGGCUUCACGACAAGCUCUACGGUCUUGCAUCUCAUCAGAAGGGAAGAAGAAGGGAAAGAAGAAAAGGGUGCACUUUGCUGAGGAUGUGGUGGAUCCAAGAGGGAAUGGAGAGGAGUUUAGAAGGCAACGUGAAGCCAUUUUUCUUAGUCAAAAUUCCUGUUCUUCUUAUUCAUCAACGCCUACAGAAAUCAAGAAGAAUGGUCAGAAAAGAAGAAUGCCUGAAAACAGAGCUGCUCUUUACAAUGGUAUUCUUAGAGAUCGUGGGGCUCAAAGAUUGGCCUAUUCUUGUUGA
Dovyalis caffra is the source of this 435-nucleotide messenger RNA. The record is from the annotation of a GenBank genome assembly. NCBI's taxonomy places the organism in Eukaryota, Viridiplantae, Streptophyta, Magnoliopsida, Malpighiales, Salicaceae.